AAUAAGUCUUACGAGGACUAUAUCAAUAAGCUUCAGUUAGAGAAGUGGGACACUAUAGAGGAACUCUAUCAAUCAAAGUUACAAGUUUUUCAUCUCCAGGCGGAGCUUCAAUCUAAGAGAGCGGGGAGCAAAAGGUUAAAGAACAGUAGACAACGUAAGAGGGCUAAGAGACGCAAGUCCUUCUAG
Molecule: messenger RNA, 186 nt
Organism: Bipolaris maydis ATCC 48331
Lineage: Eukaryota; Fungi; Ascomycota; Dothideomycetes; Pleosporales; Pleosporaceae
Source: RefSeq, a predicted model, not a curated record